AGUCCCCAAACUCCCAGUACCUGCUUCUUCCGGGGAUACUAUGCUGUUCUUCAGUCUCCUGCUGGAGGUGAUUUGGAUCCUGGCUGCAGAAGGGGGUCAGCAGCACUGGACGUACGAGGGCCCACACGGUCAAGACCACUGGCCAGCCUCUCACCCGGAGUGUGGCAGCAAUGCCCAAUCCCCCAUCGAUAUCCAGACAGACAGUGUGACCUUUGACCCCGAGUUGCCUGCUCUGCAGCUCCAGGGAUACGACCAGCCUAGCACUGAGCCUUUGGACCUGCACAAUAAUGGCCAUACAGUACAACUCUCUCUGCCCCCUACCAUGUAUCUGGAGGGACUUCCCCGAAAAUAUGUAGCUGCCCAGCUUCACCUACACUGGGGUGAGACAGGAUCCCUGGGGGGAUCAGAGCACCAGAUCAACGGUGAAGCCACAGCGGCCGAGCUCCACAUUGUACAUUAUGAUUCCGACUCCUAUGACAGCUUGAGCGAGGCUGCUCCAAAGCCUCAGGGCCUGGCUGUCUUGGGCAUCCUCAUUGAGGUGGGUGAGGCUAAGAAUCCAGUUUAUGAACAUAUUCUGAGUCACCUGCAUGAAAUCAGGCAUAAAGAUCAGAAGACUUCAGUGCCUCCCUUCAAUGUGGGAGAGCUGCUCCCCCCACAGCUGAACCAGUUCUUCCGCUACAAUGGCUCGCUCACCACACCCCCCUGCUACCAGAGUGUGCUCUGGACAGUCUUCAAUCGAAGGGCUCAGAUUUCCAUGGGACAGCUGGAAGAGCUUCAGGAAACGCUGUUUUCCACAGAAGAAGAGCCCUCUAAGCUACUGGUACGGAACUACCGAGCCCCCCAGCCUCUCAAUCAGCGAACAGUCUUUGCUUCUUUCAUCCAAGUGGGAUCCUUGUAUACUACAGGCGAAAUGCUGAGUCUGGGAGUGGGAAUCUUGGUUGGCUGUCUCUGCCUUCUGUUGGCUGUUUAUUUCAUCGCCAGAAAGAUUCGGAAGAAGAGGCUAGGAAACCGGAAAACCGUGGUCUUCACCUCAGCACAAACCACAGAGGCAUAGACUCCUGUGCCAACAUUAUGGAUGCUCUCCCCUCAUGGAUAUCAGGGAGCUUCUCGAAUGAGGUGCAGGGACUGGCCAGAAAAUACUGUAGGAGUAGUGGGUAGUCACCCCUGUUUUCUGUAGACAGCCCCUACAGAAAGGCGUGGACAGGCUCUUGUUCAUGGAGUAACAGCAUAGCCUUCUUCGGCCUCUCAAACAUGUAGAUCAGGACAAUGCAGAUGGCAAAUUAUGUUUAGUUGUAGGGGAAGUUGGGAUAUGUACCCCAAAGUCCUCCAUCCCCCUAUCCUUGUGUCUCUUUCCCUAGAUAUAGAGCAGGACCUCCCCUUAGGAAAAAGAGUUGCUGCUGUUAGGGUUAUAUUUUUUUUGCUCAGUAUAUCUGGAAAUUAAACUUUCUAACCCUA
Messenger RNA from Nyctereutes procyonoides (raccoon dog), 1455 nucleotides. It is a transcript of the gene CA14, whose product is annotated as carbonic anhydrase 14. Gene Ontology annotation, molecular function: carbonate dehydratase activity; zinc ion binding. Lineage: Eukaryota; Metazoa; Chordata; Mammalia; Carnivora; Canidae. The record is from RefSeq and is a predicted model, not a curated record. Gene Ontology annotation, cellular component: plasma membrane. Bases 41 to 1054 code for a protein of 337 amino acids. The transcript has 11 exons.